AUGAAGGACAAGGAGGCAAAGAUGUACAGAUCCACGCAGCAGCAGAGCGAGGAUGAUAAAGACGGUAAGUGAUCACACAUGAAACCUCCAAUCUCAAGGCUCCGGCCUCUUAAUUAAUCCACCGAUAACGCUGACAGUUCACAGAAGGGUCACAUUCAACGUAAAAUCACCAUAAUAGCUGCCCUUGGCAAACUCCAUAUCCACAGAGUGCAGCAGAUGUAUGCCUUAACUAUACUAAUGAUAUUGGCAGUCAUGAAUCAAUCAGACAUGCUCAAUAUAUUCUGCUGAGAGUCGAGAAAUCCAUUCUCAGGGACGUGACGCCGUAGGACAGCGCGCUGCCAUUAUAAGACGGCUCACGCAGCGUUUUAAGAUCGGGUUAAGAACACACGACGAGAAUAAAGAUGUUAAAGAAGAUGAUACUCCAGGAAAAAUCCAUUUAUCGGUGAAGGAUGGGAGCCGUGCGCUUCCAUCAUGGAGCCGGUGAGCGAGUGACAACCGCAGUACCUCAACCGACCACCAGAGGGGGGCUUCAAAAACAACAUGUCCCAUUUUAAACUGGGCAGCUGAAUUAACAUGUUUACAGGUGUUGUACAGAAUAAACUGUUUUCACUUUAAUUUUGGUUUACUGUGUGAAAUGUUGCUGCGGUUUUUGCUCGAGAGGAGACUUUCUAACAUUUGUCAGGGGGAAGGAUUUAAAAAAAGAGUUUUAGGGUACAGAUGGACCCUCUGCACAUCAGGAAUUUUACUCUCCAUCCAUCACUUGUCUUAAAAUGUUGAUUUUUUUCAGUCAAACCAACCUCUUAAAGGUUUAUUUGUGUAACAGUGCACUGUGGUUUCUUUGGAUUCACAAGGAAGAAGAAAAAAUGGUUCUGCUGAGGCGCUCCUGCUGGCCUUGCUGUUCAAGUACCCAGAGGCUGUGGUUCAAGUUAACGGAUCAGGUUCGAUUACAGCCUGCUGCUCUUUUUUUGGUAUGUCAUCCGCUGUUUUUUCACAGCCUUGUCCUCUCACCACCUCCACAAAAAAACUUAAACUCAUGCAGCGAGAUAGGUCUCAGGAGCUGAAUUUACAUGGGCACAAAUAAUCUGAUCCAAUUUGGCUCAAUCUGAAAUAAAUUGUCUUCCGAUCGAGAGGGGUGGUUUAUGCCGAUCUCUAUUCUGAAAUGCGUCCAUGUAAACACUUAUUCUGAUCAAUUAUUUAUCGAGGUCAGUACGGGAGGUUUCAUUAUUAACUCUCUACAGGAGCCGUGUCUGCUCCUCCGAUAACAUGACGAGGCGUAAAAACAGCGUAAUGAUGUCACAUCUGCACGCACUGUACAACCUUUGACAGAACAGUAAGAUAAGUACACAAGGGCGCCAUCUAGUGACAACAUUUAACAGAGGGGAAAACUCCUGAAUAGGAUGAAGUGAGACACUACAGCGUUUGAUGGUUUGUUGACAUCACAGGCGGAAAUACAACUCUUUUUUAAAAUCAGACAACUCUGCACAUGUCCAAACGUCUCUAAUCUGAAUUAAACUCGGUGCAUGAAUACGUCAUGAUCGGAUUAUUGGAGUUUCGGAUUAGGAAAUUUCGCACAUGUAAACGUUGAUAAUGUAUCAUCAGGCCUUAUGAAGGGAAGAGUCCUCGAGCCUCUAGAAGCAUCAUUCUCAGAUCAUUCUGAGUACAGUGAACUGGUCAGACUGGUGUGUAGCUGGGCAAACAGCUGUGGGAGUUUAUAAGGGGGCUCACAGCCACCCCGUAGACCCGCCCCUGCAGUGCUAACACAGCAGUGUCAAACAUCCAUUUUUCAUUGUCUGUGUUUUGUGCUUACUCGGUACAAAAGACAACAUGUCCUCCGUCUAAAACCGUUCAUUGUGUUCAAACUCUUCCUGCUUUGUGACUCGUUCAUGUUCAAAAUUUCAUUUCAAAGCCUAAAUCUGCUCUCAUCUUCGGAUACGCAGAGCUCAGCCAAAGGCUUUCAGACUUUUUGACUUUUGAACAUCAAAGUACUUUAGAGUGCAAGAGUCUUUUUUUCCUCCAUCCUUAAAAAUAGACCCUGACCUUGGCUCUAUAUCGAGCACAUUUUUAGAAGCAAUUCGACUUGUUGCUGGAGUAAAAAGCAAAGCAGCACUCUGGUAUUCAGCUCCAUCUUGACUAAGUAACACACAGAUUUACACGCUGACGUCACAGCUGAUCUUUACUCUCACCUGAACCCACCUGGUCAGCCUUUUAUUACAAAUGGGAACUGUUCUAGCGGUUUUGUGCAGCUAAAAAAAAAGGUAAACCGCUCUUUCGCUUCAGUCGAGGUCGGCUGUAAAAGCAGAGGUGAAAAUGAAGAACUCCUCAGGGGAGCAGGACUCUCCUAAUGUUGGUAAAAAGUCUGUUAAUUCUCACAAAGUGAAGACAAGUGUGCCUGGAAAUGGUUUGAGUUUCGUCUAAAGAGCUUUUUUAUUUGCUGACUUGCUCAAAUCUUCGUCGAAAUAAAGAAGUAAGCAAAGAAGGAACAAUACGCAGCAGCUGGAAGCUCUCUCUCUCUCUCUCUCUCUCUCUCUCUCUCUAAGGCGUAUAGUUGGGAAAAGAUGGAUUUGCUCAUUUCUUUCAAGAGCUACGUCCUUGUAUUAAACAUGCAUGAAUGAGAUGGUAAAAGAUGAUGGGUUUUCAAUGCCACCACGGGCGCACACUGACUGACAGGAGAGAAGAAGUGAAUUUUCUGCAGAGGAGAUAAGCAGCGAGAUACUUGACGACGAAGACAGCUUCCUGAUAGAAACAAUUUGGUAUACUUGAGGCAGUUUUGUUCGCCUCUGAGGCUGGAAAAGAAGUGAUUUGUAAAAGUUCUCCCCUCUGUUUGCAGGUAAUCUUCCACCAUCGCUGCAGAUAAAACUGCAGAUUUGGCACCUUUAUCCUGGAUUCAUCAUGUCCUGUGUUCUUGUACAAGUGAAAAAAGAGCUGAACUGAAGGGUUUUUAGGUUGUUGAUGCUGCUGCUGCUGCUGAUGAUGAUGAUGAUGAGGAGGAGGAGAGGAAAAGGCUCAUCCAUGUUUCUUUAAUGCCUGUGCAGCACAUGUCCACGACCUUCAUUUUCAGCCUUUUUAACCAAUAAUUAAACUUAACCUUAAACUGCUCUGUGAAAAUAUCCAGAGGGAGAAAAUGAGGAAACAAACGGAGAACACAGCAGAGCAAACCAAACACACACUCAGCACUGAGAGGACAGGAAGGUGGUUUCCCUCUGCGCUGACAACAAUAAACUUUACAUCUCUGAUCAUGAUGCUAACCUUUACGACAUCUCUGGAGUUUCCUGUAGUUCGUUUUUCUAAACUACCAGCCGAGGCGUCUUUCUGUGGACUGAAGGAGAAACUGUGAUGGUGACCUGGAAACAGAUAUGAAAUUAAGCCUCUAAAUACGUUUACAAAAUUAUAACAACUGUUUGUUCGUAGUUUAUUUCUCAGAAGGAGUAACUUAUCAUCUGUGUGGUGAGUCUCAGUUUUACUGUAAAUAAAAAGCUUCAUUGUAGGUUUUUUAUGAUUAAUUUACAUUCUUAAUUUACAUUUCUGAUUUCUUUCUUUCUUAAUUUUUUUCUUUUUUCCUACCUUUCUUUCUUUUCUUUCUUACUUUCUUUCUCUUAUUUUCUCUUUUUCUUACUUUCUAUUGUUGUUUUUCUUUUUUUCCUCUGUUACAUUUUCUUUCUUUCUAUUGUUGUUUUCGUUGGUUUCAGUUUCAUUUUAUUGUUUUUUUCUGUCAUCUUUUCUUCCUUUCUUUCCUUUCUUUCUUUUUUCUGUCUCUUUCUCUUAAUUAUUUUCUCUUUUUCUUACUUUCUAUUGUUUUUCUUUCAUUCUUUUCUUCUUUCUAUCCUGCUUUUAUUUUUCUUUCACUUUUUCUAUUUGUCUGUUAAUUUCUUUUCUUUCUUUCUCUUAAUUUUUUCUCUUUUUCUUACUUUUUAUUCUUUCUUUCUCUCUUUUUCCUUCUUUAUUUCACAGCACCAGGCAGAUUUGUGGCUCCUUCAGGACGUCCCACACUGUAAAGCGGAUCUCUGUUUGUGGAGACUCUCAUGUGGUUCUCCGUUUGGGGAGUUUGCAUGUUUUAAUGUUGGAGUUGUGUGUCCCGCCUGAUUUUGCUCUCCAUAUUUCCUGUUUUUUGCUGCGGUCUAUAAAAGCUAAAGCCCGCUGAUAAUCAGUCGAUACCUCACAGACUCGUGUUGUUCAAAGGUUCAGUCCUACAUGUGAAGCUUCUAUACUGUAGAUAGGAUCUGAACACGGAGCUUAAAUGUCUUUUAGUAUUUUCUGAAAUGAUUCGGUUUAAUGUCACUCUGUCACCUUUUCUGACAGGUGUAGUUAGCUUUCUGCUUAUUGGCUUUAAAAUGAUCGAACAGAUGAUUGGGGGUCUCAGAAACUAAAGCUGAUUAGAGUGGUCUUUAAUUUCCUGAUAUAAUGUAAACACGGCCACAGUCAUACAUGUAAACUCUGAGAGUAUAAACCUGAGUGUGUGUUCGGCUGCACUGGAAACUAAACAAAUCUAGGUCAGGGCAGAAGUUCAACAAAUCAAGCCAGUCAUGUAAGUAAAAAAAAACCACAUGGUGCUGUGAACAUGAACAUGAACACAGGAGCAGAAUAAAGUUCAGACUGUAUGAAAUAGAUUUUCUUCAACAAAGUGAUAAUAAAUGCAGAAAAUAAGGACAUCAGCCGGACAAGUGAGGCUCUCAGGAGACCUUUCUAACCGCUGCCUUCUGCAUGUACCGAUGAGAACCAUAUGUCUGAGGUGAGGAGGGCGCUGAUAAAAAAUUCAAGUCCUUUAGUUUGAAGUUAGGUUGUAUGAAAAAUUCAUCACGUCUCGCGGUUCUAAAUUUAGACUUUCAGGAUUUUAGGAGGAAAAAAAAAGAAACAAGAAAAAAGAAAACUUGUCACCUUAUGUGUUCUUGAAGUUUGUUGAUUUUUUAAUCCUCUACAGCUUCAUAAGAAGACAUUUACUGUCAGAGUGGUUCAUGACGCCUGAGGCGGGUGGUUUUAAUCUUACUUGGUAAACAAUCAAUCACAAUAACAAUAGUUUUUUUUGUUUUUAAUCCGUCUGAAACCGCGGGCUUCCAUCCUGCUGUUAUUUUUACGUGAAACAUCUGAUCUUAAACUAUGGUGGUUCUGUUGCAGCGUGAACAUACGUGAUACCUCAGCAGAGAAUCGACGACUUUGAUAAAAGCCACUACGGAUUGAAAUAGGGAACAACAAAGCUGUCAAUGUGUUAACGCGCAAAUUGCAAUAUGACUAACAAUCCCAAAUUGACUUUUUUCCUUUUCAUUUUUGGGUGCUAUUUUGUCCCUUUUGGCACACCGUAGUCAAUCUGCUGUAGCAUCUUUCUACAUUCAGCUGUGAACAUAACACCACGGUGCUUCUGAACGGCACCUUUCACUUUAAACUCUGAAAUCACAGACAGUGUAAAUGAGCGGUCCAAAGUGAUAGACACUCGGUGUCGAAUGGUAAUAACGCAGGACUUGACGUUAACUUUGUUCACAUGUUCUCCUGAGUUAAAAAACUAAGGAGCACAAAGAACUUUAGAGGCUUGAUGAAAACUGAUCAAAUAAUGUUUGUCUGAUUGUCCGACCUUAGCACUAUUAUUUAAAAUCUAUUUUAGGUCUUUUGGUCACAUGACAUGGAAGCCAUUGAAGGAAAACAGCCAGGUAAUUUAUUGACGGUCCCUUAUUCAACACCGACGUUGACAGUGAGGGUGUCGAGUAGAUUUAACCGCGCUGCUGUUGUUAUUCCCGGUUAUGGAGAGAGAGAAGACACCGGUAGAUCCUCAGAGAAUGUCCGUCAGAUAUCCAACCCAAAACUAACUUCACCGCCGUAUUUACAGGAAAAUAUAUCCAACCUAAAACUAACUUCACCGCCGUAUUUACAGGAAAAUAUAUCCAACCUAAAACUAACUUCACCGCCGUAUUUACAGGAAAAUAUAUCCAACCUAAAACUAACUUCACCGCCGUAUUUACAGGAAAAUAUAUCCAACCUAAAACUAACUUCACCGCCAUAUUUACAGGAAAAUAUAGCCAACCUAAAACUAACUUCACCGCCAUAUUUACAGGAAAAUAUAUCCAACCUAAAACUAACUUCACCGCCGUAUUUACAGGAAAAUAAAACAUUUGUUGAUUUUUUAAAUUCUAUUUUUAGUCAUAAAUGUGGGUGAAACGGUCGCACUGUUGAGCCUUGUAAUGUCACCAAAGCUCCACCUACGAGCUGUGCAUGCAGGUGCAGCAAAAGUGCCUCACAAAGGUCAGCAGAGCACGAUUUUGGAGGGAGUGAAUCGCUAAAAUCUGUAGAUCUUGGGUUGGCAGGUCAUGAUUGGUCAUCAGAUUCAAAGUCAGCUGAUUACAGGGUUGUGAUUCCCAACCCAAAAGACGAGUCAGAGCUUUGGGUUUGAACUUGAAUAAUGAAUAAAUGGAAUAAUAAUUAUUAUUAUUAUUAUUAAUCUCGCCUGACUAUUGAAACUCGGCGAUUAAUCGUGAUCUUAAAGAAACGAUUAUUUGAAAACCAAUAAAGAAACAAUAACAGGAGGGUAAACUGAAGCUGCUCUUUGCUUGAAAGAAAAUAAAUCCCUUCGGACAAACCUUCCUCUGGAAAAACAUCGAGCAGCCAAAAAGAAGAGUGGCAGGAAGCAGUUGUAUUUGGUUAAAUUUGGUUUAUAAAUAAUGAGUUAUGCAGGAUUUUGUUUGUUUUUUUUUUCUUGUUUUUCUGCUGCCAAAGAAAAGUCACCCGUGGGCCUGCGUACAAUUCUGACAUCAACUCCAGCUGUGUGACUAACACACGUGUGGAGUGGGUGGUUUUGGAAUAAUUCUACUUUGGAAAUCCGUAAAAAAUGAAUAUCACAGUCUGACACAUCUGUAACCGGUACUUAUGUCCCUUUUUUUUACACUGUUUUAUAAUCUGAUAAGUUUUAAGUGGUAGAUAUUGUUCGCCCUGUCCUUUUGACUUUAUCAAACUGUGCUGCAAAAUACUUUGGAUGCAAAUGCUGACAGAUGAAUAUUUAACACUGUUAUUUAUAAAACAUGGUGAUGCAAAAGCCAGUGGAGCAGGUGAAGGAGAAUCACUGUCAGAGUCCACAGAGCGUACAGCUGGCCGGUGGCAGGACGCCACGGGGCGGGCUAAUGACAGUCCAGACUGAAGUAGGGCAGCUAACAGUGUUAGCGCGCUCAAAAUGUUCACCCAGGGGCGCAGAGUGACUAAUUCUUACAGUCGCAUUUAGACUCUCAGCUGAGGGCGAGUGGCUGACUUGCUCAAGGACUCAGAGGCAGUUCGCAGCGAUGAAACCGUUUCUGCAGAAUAUUAAAUCUCUUCAUCUGAAGCCCAGUGCAGAAAGUAAAUCAAUCCUGGAGGGAGAAGAAGAAGAAGAAGAAGAAAUAAUAAUUCCAUCUUUCUUUCUUCCUGGUCACUUACAAGGCCCACUAAUCAAAUUAGUCUUAAUUGAAUCUUAUUUGAUGUCAUUCAUUUGCAAACCAGCCAGGCGUUGCAUUUCAACUUCUCACUGGAAAAGAGUAAUUCAGCCGUGGACAAGAAGAGGCUUUUAUUUCAUAACAAAUGUGGAGGAGAGCGACUUUAUCUGCAGCUGUUUUUAGAGCAGGUUAGUGAGAGAUUAGAUACAAGAUUGGGCUUUGUUUCCUCAGACGCUGCGUUGUACUACAUCUGUUUCAGCCCGCAGGCCCGUGGGAGCCCCUGCUGGCCAACUCAGCCACAGUUUGAGACAAGCACUUUCAAUAGGCUCUCCCUAAGGCCGGGGAAAAUGGAUAUUGAUCUGGAGCCAUGACUAAAUGGAUUAAAUUACAGAGUAGUGUUGGUAGCAGGGCAGCGGAGGGAACGAGACGAGAGGGAGGAGGAGGAGGAGGAGGAGAGGCGGUGGAGAUGCAGAGAGAGAGAGAGAGAGAGAGAGAGAGAGACAAAAGAAAGCAGGAAAAAAAAACGAGUCGACCGAGAGUCGAGGCUGUUUUCUUUCUCUCUGAUUUCUCUCCUCAAAAGCCCACCCAGCAGCCCCUGUGCAAUCACGCCACACUCCCAAGCAUCAUCCUGGUCUUUAUGCAGUUACGAGCCAAUUGGCUUUGGAGGAAUCGGCAGUCAGGGGGAUUAUCAUUUCCCAUUCAACCGAGGCUAUUGAGCGGCAGAGAUGCCAAACGCAUGCUGAGAGCAGGAGAAGAAGAAGAUGCAUCAUCACGAAUACAGAGACCCAAACGAUCCUUCGGGGAGUGUAAAUCUGUGGUCGCCGUCAAAGCGGUUUGGAAUAAACAGUUAAUCAAUCUGAAGUCCUCCUCCAGCAGAUCUCCUUCACAGCCCUGCUGAUGCACAGAGGAGAGAUUUCUGAGCGCUCUCCUGUGAGCCCUCCGAGGUUAUAUUCAGGGGUUCAGUCGUAUGACAGGAAUAACAAAGAGGGGAGUGUGACCUGCACUGUAAAAACAGAACAACAACACACUCACAGCAGGUCUUUGUCUUUGAAAAAUGUCGUUUAAACACGGGACCAACCAGAACAUAGACAUAUAUGUUCAUGGAGGCAUCUAUGCUGAUAGCUCUAGAAUUCAGCUCUUUAAAAAAAGGUUCAAAUAUUUGAAAGUAUAAAAAAACAGACGGAUGGUGCAGCUGCUUCAAAAGUGACACCAAAACAUUCAGAGCUCCCCCUGCUGACUGGAUGCAGGAUCAUCAUAGAGUCCGCCCCCUCCAUGUUAACAGGUAAUGAUCAUAACUGUUGAAAACUUUUUGACUUUCUGAGACUAAAAAUAACGAUUAUCUCGUUAUUUUAGUAAACGAUUGAGAACCUUUUUCUGACAUGGAAGCACACAUUAAUCAGCAGCAUCAGAAUUUCGCUCUUUAAAAGGUCCGAACACUCCGGGAACGACGCAAAUAUACGACACAAUGUUACGAAAUAUUUUGAACUGCCUGACUUUACACAUCAAGCCUGAUGCGAUUUGGCAACUUUCAGGGUGGGAAAAGACAAAGUCCCGCCUCCUUCACCUCUGAUUGGCUAGGAAAGCUGGAAACGUCAUCACACGCUCAAGCCAAACGGUCGGUACUUAAAGCCAAUCAGAGGCAAUAAGAUAAGCACAUGAAACUAUGGUAACAACUGUUAGCUUAUGCUAGCACAGAUGAAAGUUCAAACAAAGACGUUUAUCAAACUGUUAAAGCUCACAAACCAUCGUCAGAUGAGAAAUCCGACGCUAUGACUCUCCACAAGUCGUCCUUCAGGUCGUUCUCUUUGUAAUGUUUGUGUCUUUGAUCAAAAAUCACUCUGUUCUCCGACACGGAAACAAUCAGCCGGUCGGCCAUGUUGGAUAUACCGGUGAAUCUGACGUCACAUCAACACGAAAUCUGAUUGGUCAGAAGUGGACACACAGUCUGAGAAACUUUAGAAAAAUUGACCGUGAAACACAAAAACAAAUGCCGCAAUAUCGCAGGACGGGAAAACGUCGAUAAAGUGAACGCUUGUUUUGACAGGAUACGGGAUCAAAAAAAAUAUUGACGUCUGAAAUGAUCGCCUGAAAAAAAAAACGGUCCCGGUGUGAAAGGAGCUUUAAGUUUCUUUAUCGGCUCACGCUGGAAAUAUCUGAUCAGUCACGAGUAGUUUCCUCCUCACUCUAAAACUUGUUAUGCAACAUUUUCCUCAAGAUGAAGCCUUACAUCUUCAUCUUUUAGAACUGCAGACACACACACACACACACACACACACACACACACACACACACACACACACACCCUUCAGGGCAGAGCUCCACUUCAUGGACUGGAUUGAAUAUUCAUAAAAGACAAAAAAGACUCUCUUGGUCUCUGCAGACACACUGAUGUCCGCCCCUGCUCCACAUCUGCAUUAAAGUGUUUAUUGUUGGUUUGUUUGUCGGACAGUUAACGCUCCUUCAGUCCUUCUAAUUCUUUGGAUCUGCCAACGUCUUUACAACAAGCCUGACCGACGAGUACGAGGAGUGAUCUUCUGAUGGUAGGAAACAGUCUGCAUUGUUCCUCCAGCCUUGGGUGCAGAAAUCGUUAAACCCACCGUGAAGCGUAAAGUCACUGCUCCUAAAAACGUGUCCCUUUUUCUCCUGCAGGAGUGACCCCUGAAAGCAUGAAAUCUGACAGACCAGGGAGGCACAGACUCUGUCACCGCUCAUCUCUGGUCUCAGAGCUUCGUGACUCUCUAGCUCCAUCUGUUGGGACCUCUCCUCUCUUGUUCUCACACAGGUUUGAGGUUUCAGGAUGCAGAAGUUGCAGAGUUCUUGCAAAUGUCGGCUGGGAUAAUGAUUUCACAGCAGCAGCCGCGGAUUCUUACGUAACGGCAGUAAUUCUUCAAACACGCUCGACUGAGUGGACUAAUGAGGGCCGGGUCAACCUCCUCAUUUGACUUGGGAAACAAGGAUUCAAACAUCUGCCUGUUUUUCUACAUCUGCUUCUAUUAUUCAGGAUCUCUGGGGUUGGCACCUUUCCCAGAAUGCACCGGGCAGGAAAAGGUCACCAGUCCGUCUCAGAGCUGAAACACCUGACAUCCAGAUUCAGAGCUGCUGCGGGCAGAGACGGCGGCGGCGUGUCAUGUUCGAUCAGGAGAACACAGGUAGCUAACCUCUCUGCUGUCCAGUGA
Xyrichtys novacula (pearly razorfish) is the source of this 10558-nucleotide messenger RNA. NCBI's taxonomy places the organism in Eukaryota, Metazoa, Chordata, Actinopteri, Labriformes, Labridae. The record is from the annotation of a GenBank genome assembly.